CCGCCGUACGGCGACAUGGCGGCGGCCCUGGUGCAGUACGUGGUGCUCCGCGGGGACCUGGCGCGGCCGCCGCGGUCGUGGCCGCUGGGCGCGGUGGUGGCUCAGGGCUGCCACGCCGCGCUGGCCGCCGCUCACGCGUACCGGGAGCACCCGGACACCGGCGCGUACCUGGAGCUGGGCGGCGCCAUGAGGACCGUGGUGCUGGAGGCUCCGGACGAGGCGGCGCUGGCGGCGCUGGCCCAGACCCUGCGGCAGCACCGCAUCGACCACCGCGUGUGGACGGAGCAUCCCGAGGACAUUCCCACCUGCCUGGCCCUCCGGCCUUAUCCCAAGGAUCAGGUGCACCAGCACCUGAAGGGGCUGAAGCUGCUUAAGUGAUCCCAACUUCGUCCCUUGGAGUCCCCGUUAUUCCGGCCGGGAUUUGGAAUCCCGGCGGACGCGGCACUUGGAGGUUGCUCCAAGGUUGGAUCCCGUGAUUCCGAAGGUCUUUUCCAAGCUGAAUAACUCCACGUGUUACAUUAAAGCUGGGAAUCUCCCCUCCGCCCCAAGCUUGGGAUCUCGGGGGUUCUGCCGCCUUUG
Molecule: messenger RNA, 579 nt
Organism: Pipra filicauda (Wire-tailed manakin)
Lineage: Eukaryota; Metazoa; Chordata; Aves; Passeriformes; Pipridae
Gene: PTRHD1
Product: peptidyl-tRNA hydrolase domain containing 1
Exons: 2
Coding region: 16-378 (120 amino acids)
Molecular function (GO): peptidyl-tRNA hydrolase activity
Source: RefSeq, a predicted model, not a curated record